AUGCGGAAUAGGGACUAUAAAUUCGUAUUCAUGUCACUCUGCAUUUUACACCUCUCCACUCUCUGUGAAGGACGUCCCAUGAGAAAGAGGACGGUGAGUGAGGUCCAGCUCAUGCACAACGUCGGGGAGCACAAGCAGGUGCAGGAGCGCCAGGAGUGGCUGCAGAUGAGGCUCCGGGACAUCCACACCGCCGCGGCCCGGGGCAGCAGCAGGGAGGUGGGCCGGACGAGGAGGAGGCUGCGUCCCGAAGAUCUACCGGACUUGACACCAGAGGAGAUUCAGUACGCUUUGGACUUCUUGGAAAAGCUCCUCAAGUCAAAGCAGUCAUGAGUUUAGUUGAUUAUGUUUGACUUGCAG
This is a messenger RNA of Seriola dumerili (greater amberjack), 357 nucleotides long. RefSeq names its product parathyroid hormone (gene pth). The transcript is spliced from 2 exons. NCBI's taxonomy places the organism in Eukaryota, Metazoa, Chordata, Actinopteri, Carangiformes, Carangidae. The coding region runs from base 1 to 330 and encodes 109 amino acids. Gene Ontology annotation, biological process: intracellular calcium ion homeostasis. Gene Ontology annotation, cellular component: extracellular region. The record is from RefSeq and is a predicted model, not a curated record. Gene Ontology annotation, molecular function: hormone activity.